AUCGUACCAAGUGAUCGGUCUUUUGCAUCUUGGUUUAGUUAACAUCAUCAACAAUGGCAGCCGAAAAGGAAAUCGUGGUCGAUAGGUUGAGUGAUUUACCAGAUAAGCUUCUCUGCCACAUUCUUUCUUUCCUUCCGUUUCAUUCUUUAUUAAGAAUGAGAUCUUUGUCCACAAGAUUCCGAUACUUAUGGAGGUCCGUCCCCUCACUUGAUCUUAGGGACAACGAGUACCGACCACAUACCUUUAAAAGAAUCAUUGAUCAUGUCUUAAGGAACCAUGAAAACUUGGCAAUGGUCAAGAGAUUUCGUUUGUUAUGUUUUGACUGUGAGUAUGGGGAACCUGUGAUUUGUAAGUGGAUUGAUCUCUUGACGACUCCCAAUCGAUCUAAUCUUGAAGUGUUUCGUAUUCAUAUGUGUCGUCAGUUUGUUCGCGGUUUACCCCAGACUCUUUACUAUCAUCUCGAUUUGUCUCGUACGAUCGCUCCAUGUAAAAAACUCGAAAUCAUAUGGUUGUCUGGUGAGAUCGUAAUCGAAGAAAUCCCCAUCGACGUUCAUGUUUUCUUUCCGUGUCUUAAGGCCUUCCGACUCAAAGGUGUUUCGAUCCUGGGUGGUAACACACUGAACAAGCUUCUCUCCGGGUGCCCUCAGCUCGAAAUUUUUGAAAUCAAAGAUUGCUUUCUUGACUCGGACAGGGACAAAUUCCCAAAGUUCAUCAAUCCGGAGGUUGCUAUCAAGGCACUAUACUUGGAAUACCUUGUUAAACCUAGUGGGAUACGUGAUGAAGAUGAAGACUAAAUCGUGUAUUAUCCCUGGGUUCAGCUAGCAUUGAAGUUACUAGCCGGUCCAAACUUGCCCUUGAUCUUUUUGAAGUCGUUCUCUAAUAUGGUAAAGCACUUGGCGAUCUAUAAAACCGAUAAUGUUUUGUUCGAAGACAUCGAUUACAAUGGAGCAAUUGUUUGGCCAAAUUUGACACAUCUUGUGGUUAAGCUUAAUGAGUCCCCGUCUCAUGCUUUGUAUUUCUUGGUGGAACGUUCACCUAAUUUGAUUUCUCUAGUUAUAGAGAAGGGAUUUAGGUGGGAUCACAUGAGGGUUGCAUUACCAAGUGUUUCAUACUCCAAUCUCGAGACGGUCAAAAUUGUCGUAUUCGACGGAUUCGAAGAGAUUGAACUCGUCGAAUACUUUUUGAAGAAUGCAUCGGUGUUGAAGAAGUUGAUUCUAUGCUAUGAAAGAAUAAGUGAAGAAAUAAAGGCAAGGAUUGUGGAUCAACAAAGGGCUUCUUCGGGUCAGUGUGAAAUUCAAUUUUAUCCACUGUAGAUGAAUUUUAGCUUUUUAUUUUGU
Messenger RNA from Hibiscus syriacus, 1337 nucleotides. Its product is annotated as FBD-associated F-box protein At2g26860-like. The record is from RefSeq and is a predicted model, not a curated record. NCBI's taxonomy places the organism in Eukaryota, Viridiplantae, Streptophyta, Magnoliopsida, Malvales, Malvaceae. Gene Ontology annotation, molecular function: protein binding.